AUGCUGUUACUGCUCCUGUUGCAGUCUUUAUGGCCGAUCUUGACCGUACAUGCCGCCAAUGAACCAUACACAGGUAUCGAUUGGAAGACCGUCGCUGGAUGUGAGGAAAAACGAGAGGAGAACUUCUACGUGCUGGGAUGCAACCAAGUGUUCUACCGCUGCUAUGAUGGACAUGCCUAUGAGUACAAGUGCCCGUCGAAUCUCUACUUCGAUCCAAAAAGGAACCGUUGCAACCAUUUGGAGAAAACGAGCACCUGCUUGGAUGAGGCUAAGAACAGGAACAAACUGAUCAGAGGGAUAAAACCAUUCGACUGUACUGGACGUGACGGCAGUUUCGAGCACCCGGAAAGCCGAUGUGACCAUGUCUACUACACGUGUGUACACGGGCGACCAAUUCGACAACAAUGCCGCGAGUGCCAGGCUGUCUUUGAUGAACAGGAGGAUCUCUUGACUUCAAACGUAACGUGCAAUCAUGUAGGAAUCCCGAAGGAGAAAGAUAAGGUGAUUUAUGCGCCCGCACCUCCACCUGUUCCACCUCAAGGCAACGAUGACGGUGAAUUCAACUGCCUCAACCGUCCCGAUGGAGAGUACAGCAUUGGAGAAUGCUCGAAUGUUUUCUGGAAAUGUGCCAAUAGUAAAGCGUUCAAGUACGAAUGUCCUGCGCUGUUGGAUCCGAAUAGUGCUGCUAGA
Messenger RNA from Ostertagia ostertagi, 690 nucleotides. The record is from the annotation of a GenBank genome assembly. Lineage: Eukaryota; Metazoa; Nematoda; Chromadorea; Rhabditida; Trichostrongylidae.